AUGAACAUCACACCAGUUUCAAGAAACACAACUGAACCUUUAGCUUGCAUCAAAAAUAUUAACAAUCAUAUAUAUGAUUAUAGUCCUUCUAAUGAAGAGCCUAAGUAUUUGAAAAGGUGUAAGUCUCAAUCUACAACAAAGCUAUCUAGACAAUUACCAAGGACACCAUCAAAUAAAUAUCAUGCAAGAAGCAAAAGAAGGACCAACUCAACUACACCACCAAUAAGCUUGAAUAUACCAUCCAGUCCUUUCAUCUAUCUGGAGUUUUCAUUAAACUCAUCCGGUUCUGACUCUUCUGAUUUAGAAUCAUUGUCUGAUUUAUAUGAGGACAAAGAUACGCCAUUUUCAUCUCCCAUAAACCGAAAUCCUUUGACACCUAAUGAUUCAUUUUUUUCGUUUACACACAAAGCUGUACCGGUGGAAUCAUUACUACCAAAGCGUACCCAAAUAAGUAUAUUUGAAAUACCAGAAAUUGUCAACAAGAUAAUUGAAUUUGCUGAUAUUCAAAAUACAGUUGUUCCUCAAGAAAGUACACCAGUCAGAAGAAAACCUUUAUCAAGCAAUCAUGCUCUUUUAAUUUAUGGAAAUAAGCAUCAAGCAGAUUUAUCUAUGCAAGUCCACUCUACACAGCAUAACAAUAAUAAUAAUGGAGUCUUGUUCAACUGCUUACAGGUCAACAAACUUUUUAAUCAAGUUACAAAUGAAGUUCUCAGUCAAAAACUAUUCUUCAAUGAUGAAAGAAAACUUCAUGGCUAUCUUCAAAAUUUAAAAGUAAGUCAACUGAAAUCAAAGCCUUCGCUUUUUGUUUUCCACAAAUUAUUCCACGCAAAGCAAGAUAUUAUUGAACUAAUCAAGAAUCAUAUGGAUUUUGCAAAUUUACAAUGGCUUGAAUUUUACAUGUGUCCUAAACUUUUACCGACUGCAGAAUUUUUUCUAUAUGGUUCAAAUAUUAAGAAAAUAGUAAUUACAGGAUCCAAAGUAAUUGACGAUGGGUUUUUAUCUAUGGUCGCUAAAAAGUGCCCCAACCUAGAAGUAUUAGAUAUACGUGCAUGUGAGUUGAUUUCUGAUUCAGGUAUCUAUCAGAUAGCAAAACAGUGUAGGAAUUUAACUACUGUCAAUUUUGGGAGGAAAAACAAAGGGAAUUUAAUUACUGAUUCCAGUCUUUGCAUGUUGAUUCGUAACAACCCUAAUUUGGACACUGUGGGUCUUGCUGGAUGUCAUAUUACUGACAAAACUUUAUGGGACCUUGCAGUCAGAUGCAGUGACAGUUUGCAAAGACUAUCCUUAAACAACUGCCCUUACAUAACUAACCAAUCUAUCCCCUUGAUUCUCCAUAGUAAUCUAUUCAAAAACUUAUCUGUGUUAGAAUUACGUUUUGCUAACCAAAUCACUAAUUUCAAACCAAUCAUAGAAUUUAAGAGAAGACAAGAGUUCAGAGGGGUUUCAAUCUUAAUUGAAGUAUGUGAGAGUUUAUGUUUGUUGAUGAGAGAACAGGAAUUAGAAAUGGACAAAGUAAUUUCGCAACGUAUUUUUGAAGAUAUAUCGUAUUGGGCAAAUGACAAUAACGAUGGAGAUUUACCAUAUGAGCAGUUUGUAAAUCGAAGAAGACUUAAGUAA
Debaryomyces fabryi is the source of this 1617-nucleotide messenger RNA. RefSeq names its product Amn1p (gene AMN1). The record is from RefSeq and is a predicted model, not a curated record. The coding region runs from base 1 to 1617 and encodes 538 amino acids. Gene Ontology annotation, cellular component: SCF ubiquitin ligase complex. Lineage: Eukaryota; Fungi; Ascomycota; Pichiomycetes; Serinales; Debaryomycetaceae. Gene Ontology annotation, biological process: SCF-dependent proteasomal ubiquitin-dependent protein catabolic process. The transcript has a single exon.